AUGGAAAAAGUAGUAGCAUUCUUGCCUGACAAUAACCUCUAUGAGCCUUUUCAGUCAGGUUUCCGAUCUCUACACAGCACUGACACUGCACUAUUACGAGUAAACGAUCUUCUGCUUGCUGCGGAUGUGGGUUACAUCAAUAUCCUAGUGCUGCUUGAUCUUAGUGCUGCUUUUGAUACAUUAAACCAUACGAUUCUUCCUACACAUCUCUUGUCUAUUGGAAUCACUGGAACAGCUUUAGCCUGGUUCCACUCCUACCCCACUGACAGGCAGCAGUUCAUCACAAUUGAUGAGCUGCCUCAACCAGAAAACCUCAGCUUGUCAUGGAACCCGAACAGUUUGUCUUUAACUGCGCAGUGGAAUAGGCCGACCAACUUGGAUGCAGAUUGUGAAGUGAAAUAUGUCAUGAAAUUAUAUUAUGAGAAAUGUCCUCCCAAGAACAGAAAACCGAAGGAAUAUUGGCGAACAAAAAAAUUAAAUUUUACACUGAACAUUGACAAGGAGGAUGAACUAUGUGUUGGUGUAAUGACAGAGCCACAGACCUGUGAAAACAAGAACUUGAGCAAACCAGUAUACAAAGGCCUAUCUCCACCCCUAGCUUUAGUGAACAACUUCAGUUGUGUUUAUUACGCUGAUAAGAGGAUGAACUGCACAUGGACUUUAGUCAGCAACAUCAGUGAUCUUCAGCUCUUUUACAGAAACCUUAAUGAAACCAAAGACAUGCAAAAGUCUUGUACCUUGUACAUCACCAAUGGAAACAGCAAGACAGGCUGUCACAUCCACGAUGACUUAACAACUGAGAGUAUUUACAUAGUAUUUACUGUCAGUGGAACUGUGAAAGGUCUUGACACUCAGAAUAUAUUUGAAAUAAAGGCACGAGAUUCAGUGAAACCACCAACACCAGAGCUGGAAAUCCGUUUGGAAGACAGACACCUUCUUUUUAAUUCAAGCACCCCAGAUUUUGGAGCCUCACACUGUUGGCAACACAAGUACUAUUACAGCAAAUGCAAUGAAGAGAAGAAAGAACAAAUUACUGAGGGAGGUAUUUCAGCAAUACGAUUGGAAUAUGAUGAAGCCUGCAGAUACACUGUUCAAGUGGAGACCAUUUACAGUCAUUACUGUGGAGAGGUCAAAAAGAGUGCCAAAAGCCAAAUCAAAUAUUACGGCAAGGAUUGUGACCCAAACAUGUCAUUUAAAGUGAUAAUGAUAGUCAUGCCUAUAUUAGUGUCCUGGUGUCUCAUUGUGGCUCUGUUGUUGUUCAGGAGAAACAAGGAUAUCAUUUGCCCAGUGCUUCCUCAUCCCACUUUAUUGUUGUUUAAGGACAUCCUCAACACUAAUUAUGAUGGAUUCUCAAAGGAUCAAACUAAGGACAAAAUCUACGUGCCUGUUAAAGAGAUUGUGGCAAACGAUGUGCACUUGGAACCUUUAUCUGCAUUCUUACAUCCGAACCGUGAUGUCUGAUCCUAAAUCUCAGAGCGUCACCCUGCAGUACUGCAUUCUUUUUGUUUAGUUCAUUUAUUUUGCACCCUUGUUGCUAAGCUUAUUUAGACAUUGCUGGGAAGCUACUGUCUCUGUUGUGUAAGCAUGUGUGCCCGGAAGGUUUUGUAACAUUUUGUAAAGAUGAAUUGACGUGUUGGCGAAUUAUGCCAUCACAAUUCAAAAUAAAUAAUCGAAAUGUAUUAAUUUAUUUAAAAAAAAAAUAUGUAUAUGUAGUGUUCCAGCCAAAUUGACUCACAUAUUGGGUUGUUACACUCAUUUACGUAAAAAGUCAUAUUUUUCUUCUUGAGUGCAUUUAGGCAAUGUAUUAUUUUUUCAACUAUUAAAUUAGCUGUAAACUGGCAUUUCAAUACACUUUAAACCAGUGGUCCCCAACCUUUUUUGCACCAUGAACUGGUUUGAUAUAAAAUACAAUUUUACGGACCGGCGGGGGGAUGAGGGGGUUAAUAACUAUACUGCUCACAAAUGAGCUUUUUUCGCUGCAACGAGACGCUGCCUCCACCUGGGGGUGAUAUGAGAUGAUAAAUACCUGUGUGUUGGAAAUGGAAGCAGUGUUUUCAUUGCUGAUGUAGCGAUCUCUAAUUAUUUAUUCACUUUCUGUGCGGCCCGGUAGGAAAUGACCCACGGACCGGUACCGGUCCACGGCCCGGUGGUUGGGGACCACUGCUCUAAACCUUUUAAUUGAGAAUUUCUACCCCUUCGUUUUGAGUACUUUUUACAUUAAUGUUAAAAAUGUACAUUUCCAGUAACUGAGUGACACUUGCAAAGCCUGGCAAAUAUUUUAAGCAGAUUUACUUAAAGAAGUAAGCAACAAUGUUUUUAAGGGGCAUUUAUUUCUCCUCACAGGUUCUAUGUUUUAAUUCAUUCCAAAGAGCUGCCAGCAAGGUAAAGCUUAAGCAAUGCUGGGACUGUAAUAUAUGCUGUUAGCAUCUAUGGAUGAAUAAAUAAGAGGAAUUUAGAUUUAUUUUUAUUAUCAAUGCAGGUCAGUGAAAUGCCCUUAAACACAACAGUUAUUGGGCUUUAUGUGGAUCUUUGAAUGUACAGAAAAAAAAGACAUUUAAAACAAUAGAUACACAUGCUGAUGUUUUGCUAUGCAGUGAAAGCAUGGAGUUUUACUGUAUUAAUGGAAGUAUUUCAACUCAGGUGCUGAAAAUAUAUUUUUUUCUUUGAAGAAAGCUUCGGAAACGGGUCAUUAUUUACAUAUUUUUUGUUUAGCAAUCCUUCAACAUCUCCAAUUGCUGUGUAUAUAACUGUCCUAUAAUGUCCUCUAAUAUUGUACAGAAGAGUGCAUGUGAAUAUGGUUACAAUGAUACAUAGUUAUAAUAUUUUCUACACGUGUAAAUAAAAGGGUGUUGGUAACUUU
Molecule: messenger RNA, 2860 nt
Organism: Trichomycterus rosablanca
Lineage: Eukaryota; Metazoa; Chordata; Actinopteri; Siluriformes; Trichomycteridae
Product: granulocyte-macrophage colony-stimulating factor receptor subunit alpha-like
Exons: 10
Coding region: 1-1461 (486 amino acids)
Molecular function (GO): protein binding
Source: RefSeq, a predicted model, not a curated record